This is a messenger RNA of Apis mellifera (honey bee), 1828 nucleotides long. RefSeq names its product dihydroceramide fatty acyl 2-hydroxylase FAH2 (gene Fa2h). The coding region runs from base 431 to 1435 and encodes 334 amino acids. Gene Ontology annotation, molecular function: heme binding; fatty acid 2-hydroxylase activity; iron ion binding. Gene Ontology annotation, cellular component: endoplasmic reticulum; membrane. NCBI's taxonomy places the organism in Eukaryota, Metazoa, Arthropoda, Insecta, Hymenoptera, Apidae. Gene Ontology annotation, biological process: fatty acid metabolic process; lipid biosynthetic process. The transcript is spliced from 6 exons. The record is from RefSeq and is a predicted model, not a curated record.
AUAUAUUGUACGGUUAAAUAGCGACCAUUGAUUUAAUUGUAUUGAAAUAAUGAUAAUUACCGGCAAUUUCGAAUAAUACAAAAGCAAAGAAAAUAAAAAUGAAACCGAGAGUAGUGAAGUACAACAAAAUGUUAAACCGAUGACGUCAUUCUAUAGACAGGAACUUAUCAAGGUAGGAAACACAUCAAAAGAUAAUAUGUGUUCUCUACGAUAACUGUGUUCGCGUAAUUUUAUAAAGUUUGAAGUGUGAACGAUAAAAUAGUCAGUUAUUAAAUGCGGAUGCUCUAAGCGUACAUUGCUCAUUACUCGUACGCUCAUCCGUCUUAUUCGACGAUAUCUUCUAAAUCGUAUCGCAAUCUUUUUUCCUUAACGAACGAAACGAACAAAUUAAACUGUGCGAAUAAUACAAAUAACCGGCUCGAUCAGCUCAAUGGCGAAGGUCGCGAAUUCUGGUUACGACUUAUGCGAACGUACCGUACAACCGAUCGACAACAAACAUGACAAUAAUUUUAUAGUCACCUAUCAAAAUCAUUCUUACGAUAUACAGGAUUUCCUUCGCUAUCAUCCUGGGGGGAAAAAAAUAUUAAGUUAUUACAAAAAUCAAAGCUUGGAUAAAGCGUUCAAAGAAAAUCCUCAUUCGAAAGCAGCGUUUCACCUGUUGGAAGAUUUUACGUUGAAAAAUGAAGAAAAAUAUCAGAAAUACGAAAAUCUGAUCGAUUGGAAUGUAUCUAUACUUGGACAAGUAAGUUCGUUAGGUGAAAAUUAUUGGGAAUGGGUUAAUUUACCGGUGAAUCGAAAAAUUAGACUUUUCGAUUCAAAUUUGUUAGAGAUUUUAACGAUUACUCCUUGGUACGUAAUUCCGCUUGUAUGGAUACCGAUAAGCAUCUAUUUCUUUUAUUUAGGAUGGAUGCAAAUCAACGAUAAUCGUUUCAUUGAAAGUACCUCAAUUGAAAUUUUAACUUCUUAUAUAUUUGGUAUAUUGAUAUGGACUCUAUUAGAAUACGUGGUCCAUCGUAAAAUUUUUCACUUUAAACCGCCUACUUCUUCAAAAUUACUUAUUACUUUGCAUUUUUUACUCCAUGGAAUUCAUCAUAAGACACCUCUUGAUAAUAGAAGAUUAGUAUUUCCACCUGUGCCAUCUUUGUUAAUAGCAUUGUUGUUAUUUCAUAUUUAUAAAAUAUUAUUUCCUCAAACAACUUUUUAUUUUAUUAUCGCCGGUACAGCAACAGGCUAUAUGAGCUAUGAUUUAAUACAUUAUUAUCUACAUCACGGUGCGCCGAAAGCUGGAACAUAUUUAUAUUUAUUGAAAAGGAUUCAUAAUUAUCAUCAUUUCUCGCAUCAUGAAUUAGGUUUUGGUAUCAGCAGUAAACUAUGGGAUUGUGUAUUUGGAACGACUAUUUGUUUGCGAAAAUUGACAAAGCCGAUCGAAUGGUAAAUCGAUCAAAAUAAUUUUAUACAAAAUAAUUUAUAUGCGUAUUAAAAAUAAGAAACUUUUUAUAACAAAUAAGUACAAAACAAAAAAUAAAUAAUUGAAGUCAAUCUACGAUCGAUCAUUCGAUCAUAAUAAGAUCGUUCGAUAUACAUUUUAAGUACAAACAAAAGAUAAAAUGUAGAAUAUAUUGUACAUAAGAUCAAACAAUGAUUAAAAAAACUUUUUAUAAACGUUUUUAUAUGCUACAAACCUGAACAAAUUAAUGCUUUAAGUACAUGAACGUAUAUUACUUAUUUUAUAUAAAAGUAAUUUGAGUAUAUAUCAAAUCAAUUAAUAUCAAUGAUUAAAAAUAUAACAUUGAUAUAGAUAAUUAAAUAUGAUUAAUUAAGAUUAAUA